Aspergillus campestris IBT 28561 is the source of this 2244-nucleotide messenger RNA. Its product is annotated as long-chain fatty alcohol dehydrogenase. The record is from RefSeq and is a predicted model, not a curated record. Lineage: Eukaryota; Fungi; Ascomycota; Eurotiomycetes; Eurotiales; Aspergillaceae. Gene Ontology annotation, molecular function: flavin adenine dinucleotide binding; long-chain-alcohol oxidase activity. Bases 1 to 2244 code for a protein of 747 amino acids. The transcript has 3 exons.
AUGGCUGACCAGACCAUCCCAUACACUCCCUUGCCAGUGUCAAUCCCCCCCGUCUCCCAGGAGCAGUUGUUCUCCGAGCUGCAAUGGACUACGCUCUUGUCGAUCGCCAGCACGGUCGUCCCCAGAAUCCGCAGCAGGGGAGGGUCGAGAUCCUCGUCCGAUAAACAGGUGUCCAAGGCAGUCUAUGACCAGGCCCUUGCUUCGUUGACUGCUAAAAUUCACGACCCGGAUGCCGGCGUCAUCGCCGCCCAGUACUUGGCAGAAGACGUGUCGACAAACGCCGCCUUUCGCGAGAAUAUCCAGCGUCUGUUCACGACCUACGUCCACCAAGAGGGCCGAAACGGCAUCAGUCUUAUUUUGAAUGUCCUCAAUACCAGAGCCGGCUCCCUGCUCCUGACCGGGUCCAUGACGCCGUUCCAGAACCAACCAUUCGAAGUCCGCGAGAAUGUCUUCCGCGGAUGGGAGACGUCCCGGUUAAAGCCCCUUCGUGCCGUCUUCCGCGCCUUGUCCGCCAUCUCCAGGCGGACGUGGAUCGUCACCAGCCCUACCGCGUUGCAGGCCAUCGGGUUCCCCCAGGUUCCCGCCCAUGGGCAACCGCGGGACAGUCAUCCCUUUGAAUUCCUUGGCUUCCCCGGUGGUGAUCGCCCCGAGAUUAUCGAAACCGACGUGGUGAUCGUCGGUAGUGGCUGCGGCGGCGGCGUGGCGGCCAAGAAUCUCGCGGAGGCGGGCCACAAGGUGAUCGUUGUCGAAAAGGCCUACCAGUACUCCUCGCGCAACUUCCCCAUGAGUUUUGACCAAGGUUUCGUCAGUAUGUUCGAGGGCUCGGGGGCAGUGACGACGGACGAUGGCACCAUGGGCGUGUUCGCCGGAUCUGUCUGGGGCGGCGGUGGCACCGUCAACUGGUCGGCGUCCCUCCAGACCCAGGGCUAUGUGCGCCAGGAGUGGGCCGACGGUGGCCUGCCCUUCUUUACCUCGAUGGAGUUCCAAAACAGCUUGGACCGCGUGUGCGAGCGCAUCGGUGCCAGUUCGGAGUACACCCGUCACAACCACCAGAACCGGGUGCUCCUGGAAGGCGCCCGGAAACUGGGAUACUCGGCCAGCGCGGUACCCCAGAACACGGGGACUCACGAGCAUUACUGUGGCCACUGCACGAUGGGCUGCCACUCAGCUGAGAAGCAGGGCCCCACCGAGACGUACCUCGCGGAUGCGUCCAAGGCCGGUGCGCAAUUCAUCGAGGGAUUCCAUGUCGACCGGGUCCUCUUCACCAACACGAAGGCCGGCCGUGUGGCGUCUGGUGUUGAGGGCACGUGGACGUCGCGAGACGCCUGGUGCGGUCAGUCCGGGCCGACUGCCAUCAAACGCAAGGUCAUCAUCAACUCGAAGAAAGUGGUCGUUUCGUGCGGGACUUUGCAGAGUCCUUUGCUUCUGCUGCGCAGUGGCAUUAAGAACCCGCAGGUCGGCCGGAAUCUCCAUUUGCAUCCGGUUGUCAUUGGGGGAGCCGUCUUUGAUGAAGAGACCCGUCCGUGGGAAGGGGCCGCGCUGACCACCGUGAUCGACGAGUUUGAGGACCUUGACGGACACGGCCACGGUGUCAAGGUCGAAUGCCUGACCAUGUUGCCGCCGGCAUUCCUCCCGGCGUUCACGUGGCGCGACGGGCUGGAUUGGAAGAUGUGGACGGCCAAGCUGUCGCACAUGGCGGGCUUCAUCACGCUCACCAAGGACCGCGACACCGGUCGGGUGUACCCAGACCCGGUGGACGGACGAUUGCGCAUCGACUACACGCCGUCGGUCUUUGACCGCAAGCACAUCGUGGAGGGGAUCGUGACGGCGGCGAAGGUGGCCUACAUCGCGGGGGCCAAGGAGUUCCGCACGUCGUACCGCGACAUGCCGCCGUUCGUGCGACCGGACCCGGCCAACACGAAUUCCGCGGAGGGCACCAACAACGCGGCGCUGCAGGCGUGGAUCUCGGAGCUGCGUCGCAAGACGCCGUGCGACCCGGAGCGCACCAUGUUCGCGAGUGCGCACCAGAUGGGCACGUGCCGCAUGGGGUCGUCGGUGCGCAGCAGCGUGGUGGACCCGGAGUGUCAGGUGUGGGGGACUCGGGGGCUGUACGUGAUGGACGCGUCGGUGUUCCCGAGCGCCAGCGGAGUGAACCCGAUGGUGACCAACAUGGGGAUUGCAGACUGGGCGAGUCAGAAGUUGGCCAAGUCGUUGGACAAGCAGAUGAGCAAGACUAGGUUGUAA